AUGUUACUCAGCGAACUCUCUUUUACUAUUGAACGUGUACCUGGCAAAGACAACGAACUGCCAGACAUCCUUUCGAGGAACCCGUGCACAGAAGAAACAUCUUCAGGCGAACCCGAACUGGAAAGGAUGUUUCCGUCUACACGCUGCGCUCACAACAAGAACCAGGAACCCUCCGUUCCGGUCUUGAGCGCCUUGUAUACCACCCCGUUAGCCAAAGACUUGGUGCUGGAGCAACAACUCUACCCGAUCAUUUGCCGUGAUAUGGAUCGCUGGCGACGAAUUUCUCUAAACCCAAUGAACACACAGGAGGAUCAGGAUUUUCUUACAAAUAAUCGUCUGGACGAGCAAGGUUUCUGGCGUAAGGAAAAAUCUGACGACAAAUGGCGGCUCCACGUGCUCAUAACACUGCGUCCCCGUAUUCUUUGGGAAUUCCGCGAUGCUCCACUCUCGGGACACCCUGGAUCGGAUGAAACAAUACGAGACAUUUGUCAACGUUUCUUUUGUCCCGGAAUGCACCGAGAUAUACGGCGAUAUGUGUCUGGUUGCCACUUGUGUAUAUGCUGCAAACCAGUGCGACAAGACCUAGCGCCUAAUAUGCGACUUCGCGCCGCAAAACAUGCUUGGGAGACGAUAGCCGUCGACCUAAUGGGACCGUAUCCCCGCACCAAGGACGGAAAUCGUUUUAUCUUGGUUGUGACCGACUUAUUUACCCGAUGGGUGGAAGCGUUUCCCUUACGCGCUUCAGAUGCCCCACGUUUAAUGCGGAUCUUGGAGCCACAAGUCUUCUCUCGCUAUGGCUACCCCAAGCGAAUACUUAGUGAUAACGGUACUCAAUUUACCGGUCACAUCUGGGCUGAAGCAGGGCAAUGA
Messenger RNA from Leptopilina heterotoma, 870 nucleotides. Its product is annotated as protein NYNRIN-like. Lineage: Eukaryota; Metazoa; Arthropoda; Insecta; Hymenoptera; Figitidae. Gene Ontology annotation, biological process: DNA integration. Bases 1 to 870 code for a protein of 289 amino acids. Gene Ontology annotation, molecular function: nucleic acid binding. The record is from RefSeq and is a predicted model, not a curated record. The transcript has a single exon.